UUUUGUUGUUUUAUUUGCGAAAAAGACACAAAAACGUUAAAGAAAAGAGAUCGUAUAUUAAGUUACAACGAUCGUUUAAAAAAAGCAAAAGAGAAUGUUUCCACUAUAUACAAUGUUUUACAGUUAAUUAUGCUCUUUAUUAUUUAUUAUGUAAUGUGCAGUUUAUAAUAUCCAUUGUUUAUUAUGUAAUGCUGAAUUGCUAGAUUGGCUUUGUAACUAAAAUAAAUCACGUCUUUACCCAAACCAUCAAUUGGUCUUAAUCUUGCUCAUGCUUGAGGAUUUAGAAAUUAAUCACUAUAUUGGAUUGUUACGUAUUUACUUCUGAAUGACUAUUCAACAAACUUCUCUCUAAAAUGACUUAGGAAUCUGUCGUUUAACAAAUUGUUAGGUGAUUUUAAGGGUAAAACCAGAGGAAACAAUUACCACAAGGAAGAAAUUGUGUGUACAACAUAUAUUUAAAUCGUCCCGCUUUAUUCCAGCGCGUGUUUCGACAUUUGAAGAAGCAUGGACACACUCAUUCAAUACAACGCGGAAUAUAUCCAAGUAGAUCCUGCUCACCAUAGCGAUCCAGCAGUGUACCAACCAUACCCUAGUGCUAGGGAGCAUGAAUUUACACAUACAGACAAACCAACCAACUGGCUUUGCCCUGCAAUAUUUUCUUGUAUGUGUUGUGUCUUGCCAUUGGGACUAAAAGCUAUCUUCUAUGCUGAGGAGGCCAAUCGGAGAGCCGAGAGGAACGAUCUGCGAGGAGCUGAAAAGUCUGCAAACCGUGCCAGAAACUACACGAUUUCCUCUAUCGUGAUUGGGAUCAUCGCUUGGACUGCACUUCUGAUUUCAUUGUUGUUUCUCAGUCAGAGUCUGACGGCCUAACCACUCGGCCACCGACGCCAUGAACAUGAAUAUUAUCAUUAUUGUUUAUUAUGUAAUGUGCAGUUUAUUAUGUCCAUUGUUUCAUCUAUAGAAAUAUGAUGGUAUACUGUAGCUGUAAACUAAUCCUGUGAAAUCUUGGAAGUGACCAGGCACGAACCUCGUUCAUUUACAGUGUGUUUAAAAUUGUACUGGAUCUUUGUACAAAAAUGUGGUAGCACCAGUUGUAUACAGUGAUUUAAGAGAAUUACUUGUAAUCUGGGGUUGAUUUAUUUGAUAUUUAACAUAAUCAAAGUACUGAAAGUACUCAUGGGAGUUGAACAUUGUGGAAAUUCAGUUAGAACAGAUAGCACUGGAAGGGUAGGGGGAUAAAUGACUGAAUAUUAUCAUGAUUUUAGAUACAAAUCAACUGUUGUUGUUUUUCAAAGCGUUACAACAGCAAACAUGGAUAAUGGAAGGCCCAUAGGCCACAACGCUCCUCGAGUAACUGAAGUCGUGUUGUUGUUUUCUAGAAUUUCACCCCUUUAUAUUCUCAUGAAAAAUGUGACCACAUAUUAUGGCCCAAACAUUCAAAUCAAUAUGGUUAGCACUGGCUUGCAGUUAUGAAGAAGUUUUUUCCCCUGUAUAUAUACAUUCAAGUUUAAUCCUAGUUGUAGCUAAUUCUAAGGAUUCAUUACUUGAAAAGGUAGUCCAAUAUGCUAAACUGUCACCUGAGUAUACUACAGUCCUGUAGAGGAUCAAUGGAAUGGUAAAUAAUUGUAUAAUAACUCAAAAUAAAUGAAAUGCAACAAAAUUAAAAAUCGUCCGGCAUCGGAGAUGCACAAGCCGAGUUGCGCAAGGAAUGGGCAUAGAGGGAACCGGCAGAAAAGUUUGCAAGAAUUAUCAAGCAGGGAGCAAAAUUUUGCGUACAUAAAUUUCAGCCAACUUAAAUCCUUUGUGACCUUGACCUUUAACCCUUGACCAAAAUCAAUAGGCUUCUUUGUCUCAUCAAGGGCGAUAAUCCAUCUAAGUUUAAUUGAGAUCCUAUAAUUUGUUAAAAAAUUAUAGUGCAGAAAACAAAAUUUUCUCCAAAUUUCAGUCUAUUUAUAGCCAGUGACCUUGACCUUUGACCUAGUGACCCCAGAAUCGAUAGGCUUUCUGGUCUUACUGAGGGUGACAAUCCAUCUAAGUUUGAUUGAGAUCGUAUGAUUCGUUCAAGAGCUAUGGUGCUGAAAACAAAAUUUUCUCCAAAUUUCAGUCUAUUUAUAGCCACUGUGACCUUGACCUUUGACCUAGUGACCUCAGAAUCGAUAGGCUUCCUCAUCUUACUGAGGGUGACAAUCCAUCUAAGUUUGAAUGAGAUCCUAUAAUUUGCUCAAGAGCUAUGGUGCGGAAAUGAAACGUUGAUGCGUGCCCGCCUGCCCGCCCAAAGGCACUUCAUCAGAUCAUAAGCCGAGUUCGACUUCAUCGCAACUCCGCUAAAAAUGAAACACUAGUCAAAUAAUGUUAUUUAUUGCCAAGGUAUUUGGGAUAUUAUACUGUGGCUCAAACAGGGGGUGAAUGAACCUGACAGUAUGGGAAGCAUAUAGUGGAAUCAGACUUGUGAUGCUGGAAAUCUAUAGUGAUUAAUAAACUAUACAUGUACAAGAUCCAUAACUAUUUUUUUUCAGUUUGUGAGGGAGAAUCCUCAUGUCUCUUUCAUCUGUAGACAAAUAAACUGUAGACAAAUAAACAAUGUGUUUUGACCAGAGCAAUUUCCAAUCCUUUUUGCAGCAUAAAUUCAACAUUGUGGCAACUGGGUUAAACUUUGAUAGUGAAGUAAUACAUGGCAGCACCUUAUCCCAUGCUCUUAAAAUUUCUGUUUGACACACACUCAUGACAUCCACUCAAACAUUACAGAGUGCAGCAAAAUCCCAUUGUAAUAGGAGAUUCAAAAUGGAUAACUGGUACAAAAUAUGGUACAUACUAUUCGAAAAGGAUAAUGAAUUUGACAUAUUGAUGUUUUGGAAAAGGAAAUUCUGACAUCGGGGCUCUAAGCGUUUUCAAACAUUGUCAUUUGAUAAAAGUGUUCUACAUUUUUAAAAAUAGAGAUUAAUAUGUCUUUACAUACAUAGGUGAGGAAGUUUCCAUUAUUCCUAGCCGAGACAUACCAUGUAUGCGCAAAAAAUUCAUAAACAAAUAUCAAAAUACUCACGUAGAAAAUGUGGACCUUACCGUCAUCAAGCGCAGCGAAACACUCCAUUUCGAGAUUUUCGCCGACGAAAGCUCGGUAACAGUAAUGAAUAAGGUACACUCAUUUUGUAUCUAUUUUGUGACUUUCUUUAUUAAAAGGAACAGUUCUCUAAUGUGUAACGUGCAAUUACUACGUAAUUCAAUAACUUGAAGCAUGAAGUAGUUUCACUUUGCAACCGGAUAUAAGAAAUUUUAUUUCGUAUUCCGAUCCCGAUCGAAAGUUGUUGACUGGGAAUGACGUGUUUUAAUUCAAUAUACAUGUAACAUCAAUCAUUUUUUAUAUCACAUUAAAAAAAAACCAAAUAUAUACACAUACACAAUGUUGUAGAGUUAUUUCUUAUAAAUUUUCUGAGGUUUCGCACCAUAUUCGAUAUUUCGCGCCACGGUGUCAAUAGGUCUUGUGUGCAGUUGUCGUUCGUUUCCCUAUCAAUGUUUAUAGGUGACGCUGCGCUACAAACGACAAUUUUCAACCUUAUCUUUUAUUUUUCUAUGUAUAUCAGUAUCAAUUUGAUCGAAAUCUUGUAUUCAAAUUGAUUUGAAUACAAUAUCAUUGCAUUUACUUACAUGUCAAUUAUCAAAAUUAGAUUAAUUCAGAAAAGUUACAUGGAUUAUUUAAUGGCGGAUGUUUAUAAAAGUUUAUGUUGAUUUACCUAGGAGUAAAUCAGCUGACACAGAACCCCUGCUGACGACCACUAUACAAAUCAAUACAAAUUACUGCGCAGAAAAGUGCGUGAUGACCCAGGGAGAUUGAACAUAGUUCAACUCCCAAAAAUCAUUG
Molecule: messenger RNA, 3856 nt
Organism: Ostrea edulis (European flat oyster)
Lineage: Eukaryota; Metazoa; Mollusca; Bivalvia; Ostreida; Ostreidae
Product: trafficking regulator of GLUT4 1-like
Exons: 4
Coding region: 505-870 (121 amino acids)
Cellular component (GO): membrane
Source: RefSeq, a predicted model, not a curated record